Athene cunicularia (burrowing owl) is the source of this 3367-nucleotide messenger RNA. RefSeq names its product CD164 molecule (gene CD164). Bases 50 to 493 code for a protein of 147 amino acids. The record is from RefSeq and is a predicted model, not a curated record. The transcript has 5 exons. Lineage: Eukaryota; Metazoa; Chordata; Aves; Strigiformes; Strigidae. Gene Ontology annotation, cellular component: lysosome; endosome.
UAAUGACACAAAUGUAGCAGGCUGCAAGUGGAUCAGAUGCGAAAAACACAUGUGUGUAAAUGAAACAGAAAUAGAUUCACCAAAGUAUGACAACUGUACAGCUGAAGAACAGUGUUCCUAUCCUACAGGUAUUCCUCUUUCCAGUGCUACCACACUGUCUUCCAAUACUACUACACCACCUUCCAGUGCUACCACAGCGUCUUCCAAUACUACCACAGCCGGUUCUGCUACCACAGCUCAUACUACUAUAGCUAAUGUCACCAAUGUAACUACACAUGCUCCUCUACCUUCAACUACCAUUACUUCAGCUACCACAACACCCAUUAUUCCAGGUACAAGUGCUACUGCGACUCCUGCACCUUCUUCACGCAAAUCUUCAUUUGAUGCUGCGAGUUUCAUAGGUGGAAUUGUCCUUGUUCUGGGUCUGCAGGCUGUUGUUUUCUUUCUGUACAAAUUCUGCAAGUCGAAAGACCGGAACUAUCACACACUUUAGGACCUUCCACUUUAUAAUGGACUAGUAGCCCAACACCUAUAGUUCACUGAACCAAAAUAUUUUCUGUUGCUCGUGGAAGACAGCAGUUCAUAAUAUCAUUUAAAUCUCUAAAAGAAGACUUUAAAAGAAUAUUUUUGCAACAUUAUACUUGGCAAGAGGUAAUGCGAAUUUCUUCAACAGGAUUACUUGCAAUAUGCUGCAUGGGUUCUAAUGGCUGUCUUAUUUUCCUUUAGUGGCUGCUGCUGUGGGACUUUUUUUGAUAUGCCAAAUGUAGACAUUCAGAGAUUCUUAUUCAGUGUCUUGAGUAGACAAUCUCAUGAUGACUUAUUGUGAAGGCUAAUUUAAUCAACACUUGAUACAGUAUCCCUUCAGUUUUAUCAAGAUGUGAAUUAUUGGGAACUGACUUCAGGGAGUGAAACACCAUUUAUACUAGCUUGUGGCUCUUACACCGUGCUGCUAGAAAGAUGAACAAAAUUGUAGAAGUAGAUAAUGUCUUAACAGAAUAACAUAGCCCAUAAUUUUUUUUUUACACAAGAAUAAAGGUUGCCUGAUAAAAUACUGCAUUCCAAACAGAAAUCCUGUACCCUUUCCAAUUAAUGUUGAGGAUGGAGAAGGCAUGUAGGGAUAGUCCUUCUAAAGGGGAAAUGAAGAUUAGUGCCUUAAAAGACUAGGCUGCAAAAACAUCCCACCUAUAUCCAAUAUAAGACUAUUAAGUACUAGCUUCAUAUAGGAGAAUGGAAUACAUGUGACUCGAACAUUCCAGUUUAAAGACUUUCUUACAUUAAAUUUAACUGUCCCAUAUUGAGUUUGAGGGUGAGGGAACAGGGUACAGUAAUGUUCAACUACAAACAGAAGCUUUAAGUUGUUUACCUUUUUUUUUUCUGGCCUAGAAAGACCAAUCAAAACUAGUGAUAAAAUUCAGUUCACUCCCUGUAUGAGGCGGCAACAACUUAGAUUUGUACUUGAAAUCCUGAGGUUUUUAUUAAAAAGGAUCUUAAACUUGUUACAGUUAAUUUCAGUGGUUUGGGUUUUUUUCUUUUACCCUCCAGUAUGUCUGCUUGCUUAAGGAGCAGUUAAGGGUAGUUCAGAGGAUCUGCUGAUUUGAUCUUGGUCAGGAUUUCUGUAGUCCUGGGGCUUCCAGGGCUGCACCUUUUUUUUUUUUUUUUUUUUUUGUGUCACCCUGCAGCGAACUGAUUAAGGAAAUCUACUUGGCCAAAUAGGGUUGGUGGUUUGUUUUUUUUCCUUGGCUGAAUCAGCCGUGUAAUCUGAGUAUCAAAGGUACGUCAUGUCCUCUGUAGACUGACUUGAACACCUGUGAAAAGAGACCCACAGGAAAAAUGGAAGUAAUGAUAAAAUGGAGUGGUGUAGGAUGUAGCACAUAAUACAUAGCUUUUGAUUAUAUCCCUUGAUCAUCAAUUUCUGUAGUACUGUCUUUACUAGCGACUUGACUGGAAUUUGGCACCCACUACAAAAUUAUCACAUCAAUGCAGAUAAUAGUCAUGGCAAUAGAACUUGAAUAUAAAGCAAAUUAAGUGCACUUCAGUUGGAAACUUCAAGUGCACAGUGUUGCUUUCUUGUGUUGUUCUAGUCUGAAUGGCAUUGUUUCUUUUGUGCUGCACAGAAGACUGAAAUUGCUACAAAAUAAGUUACCAGUACUGUAUCUUUUGAGUUCAUUAGCUAUUGGUUUUCUAAAUAUAAAGACAAUCAGCUCAGGUUUAUUAAAACAGCAGAGUGAGCAGCCAGUUUUCAGCAACAGUAUGUGUGUGGGUUAGGUGGUAUAUCCUUGGCUUUAUUGUGAAAUCACUUAAUCUGUCCUUUCCCUAUUUCAGAACUAUUCUAUUACAUUUGUUUAAAAAGAUAUCCAUGAGCUUGUAUUUUGUGCUUUGAAGUGAGCAAAAUAGUCUUCUACAGCGACAGUUCUCCUUCAGCUCAGCAAAACAAACUGUAUGCCUAGUAUAUAAUAUUUUUUUUGGCCUCAAAGGGCUAUCUUUUGUGAAAGUUUCAGGAAAGUGCCACAGAACACUUCAUAGCAUGAAAGACAUUGCCAUAAAAAAGUUGUUGCUCUGUAAAAUGUUGCUAAAAUGCUUAUUUAUGAGCUAUGAUGAUCCUGAUUUAGGUUGCUGAUAAAGUAUGCUGGUAAAGCAAACUAAAAAAUAAUUUUUAAAGUGCCUUAAAGUUGCUUAAUCUUUUGCCUCAAAUUUUCUUUAAAAGGGUAGAAGGGAUACCUUGCCUUAGUUACUAAAUUUUUCUUGGUGCCAGCAAUUGCUACUUUCCAAGACUUUAGGAAACCCAGGAUCUCUGACAUGUACAGAUGCCAAUCUGAAAAACUCGAGCUUGUACUGUAUCAAUUUAGUCAUGUUCUGGAAGGCCUGCACUAUGCACCUCUUGCUCAUUAGCCUUGCCAGCAAGGUGUAAUCCACAGUUUACAGCAUCGAGUCUCGGAUUGUUUCCCUUUCAGUUGUUUGGGGGGAGGGGAGGCUGGGUUGUACAUCUUCACCGUGUGCUUGGCUGCUGCACUAUAGAAAGUAAGUACUCCCUUGUGAAAUGGCAGUAUCAGCUGAUGUGUGCUGUGUACUAGCAAAAAACCUGAAGUAACAACUUGCAGUUUUUCUUGGCCUUGUAUUUUGAAGUGGAAGGUAGCUCGUAGAUCUGUAGUUGUAUUUGCCCCUAAAUCAGUUUUAGGCACUGAACUGUAGUGACUCUUCAAGUUAUCUGGCUUUUUCUUGAAGCCAACUUGUGCAAAUAUCAAGCUGUUAUCUUAUGAAUGUUCUCUGCAAGUGUUGCUGUAAAGUUUGUAUUUUGUCUUCAGUGGAAGAAAACUGAAAGAGUUGUAAUCACAAAACCAAAUUGAUAAAUAAAAUCUGUUGAAUGGAA